Molecule: messenger RNA, 4690 nt
Organism: Ictalurus punctatus (channel catfish)
Lineage: Eukaryota; Metazoa; Chordata; Actinopteri; Siluriformes; Ictaluridae
Product: mastermind-like domain-containing protein 1
Exons: 5
Coding region: 405-3290 (961 amino acids)
Biological process (GO): regulation of transcription by RNA polymerase II
Cellular component (GO): nuclear body
Source: RefSeq, a predicted model, not a curated record
UGUGUGGGCGUGGUUAUCCCUGGUUUCUCCGCCCCCUAUUCAGGAAGCCGGUGAGAGCAGCACUGUGAGAGAGAGAGAGACAGAAUACACACACACUCACACUCACACACAAACACGAGCUGUUCCAGUCUGCCGCUGCCUUUUAGUCGGAUGAACUUCCCUGAUACCUGGACAGAAUGUUAAAUUAGCUUGUCUUUUGGACUAAACGUCUUUUCGUUUUCACCCAAGGACAGUACGGAACCGAUUUUAGUCUAAAUUCACGACAUUUUUCUUUUCUUUUUUUGUUUAUUUAUUUAUUUAUUUUUAAAAAAAAUCUUGAUCUUUAUGAUGUGUUAUUGUUUCGGUUGACACAUUGACACGAAAGUGGAUUUAAUCGUGGCCGCGCUGUAUCCCAUCGCUCCAAGAUGCUCCUGGUCUCCCAGCGGCUAGAGACACCUCGCAUGGACCCAUUACUGCCAGGAGUGAAGAGGAAGCUGACUGGGGCUGUGGAUGGUGCUUCUUCAGUAAACGGGGUCUCUGAUCCCUUGAUGGCCCAAAGCAAGCGACCAUGUCUUGAGGAUGUUACCCUGACCAUGGGUCCAAGCUAUCCCCACCACCCUUUCCCCUCUGGAACUGGGAUGGGUAACCAAGGAAGUGGGCUAGAAGGAAACAGACUGAACAGUAACAAUAAUGGUUUGGGUUCUCCUUACACUAUGCCUCCUAAGCCUAACUCUGGAACAACAGCUGUAGGCUCAGGAAGUCUGGCACCUACCUAUAAUCCAAAUGGGAACUCAGCAGCUUCUUCUGUAGAACAGGAGCUUCAAGAGAUUCUGGAUGAGCUUACAAAGAACCCUGACCCUUCUUUACCUGAGCUGGACAUUGAGAAGAUCUUAGGAAACAAGGUAGAUGAGCAAACAGGUAGUGCUGGAAGCUUUGCCCACCCAGAGGGGAGUAGAACUCCCAAACGUUCCCCACAAAGAGCUUCUCACCUGGAAGCCCACCUCACCCAAUCCCCUGGUUUUCCCCAGGCAGGCUCUCCCCAGAUGGGCCCUAGUCCAACUGGUGCUCCUUAUACCCUGCCCCAUCCAUCCAAGCCAGUCCCUUCCCCACUUUCAGCAUCACCCCUUUCUUCUUCUUCCUCCCAAGGCCAGAAUCAAGCUCGAUCACCAAUGCUUUCAGCCGCACUUUCCAAUCGGUCCACUUCCAGUUGGCGUGAAGUAUCACGUGCGCAGCAGCUUCAGCAGUUGGCAUCAAACAGUAAGCACCACUCCACCAGCAGUGGAGGGCCACCACCAGCUCAGUCAGGUUUGCCGUCACUGGGCCAGCAGGGAUCCUCCUGGGCUGGUCCAUCUCCCCCUUAUCGGCCAGGGGACAAGCUUCCCAAUUCAUCCCCCCACCAGCAGCCCUUCAGCCCAGCCAGCAGCAUCCAGAGUCCUCAAAGCGCUCUCAUCUCCAGUAUAACUCCAGCCCCAUCUGCUGGACCUUCUCCUCCAUAUAGACCAGAAAAGCUUGCCAGUCCAGCUCUUGCUCAGCCACCUUUUAGCCCACAAAACCCACUUCUUCCAGGAAGUACUCCAUCUGGAGGCUCAAAUUCUGCUGUCCAGAGCUCUCAAGCAACGUAUCUGAGUGGUAUACCCCCAACAUCAGGUUCCACAAGACCAUCGCCUCCUUACAGAACAGAAAAACAACACCCUAGCUCAGCUGGUCCAACUCAGCCUGGAACCCAGCCUUCCACACAGGGAUGCCCCUUCAACUCGCAGAAUAGUCAAGCACCCAACAUGUCCAGUCAGCUCUACAAAGCCAUCACAGCCAGCCAGCCUACCAGCAACAGUCUCAAAAUACUCAUGCAACAAUCACAGACAAAAUCUGCCCAGAUGCAGAUGAGCAAAGGCACCCCCUGCAACAUGGGUCCAGAAACUUUCUCUUUGAAUAACACCAAGCCUUUGCGGCAUUUUGAUCCUGAACCUCACGCAUCCAAAAUGGGGACCAUUCCCUUGGGUGGAUUCAACAACGGCAGCAUGCAGUCCAUGGCACCUACGUCGGCCCCAGGGCAUGUACAUCUGCUUCAACAUCGCAUGCAGAGAGGGAUGCAGGCAGAUAGCAUGUUACCCCAUUGUGGAGAGGAACAGAAUGUAGGGAUGGUGCCGCAUCUUCAAGACCCCUCUGCAGGGCCUCGUGCAGGGCAGACCAGUAACUAUAAUAUGCUGCUGAGGACUCAACUAAUGAGGAAGCAGGAAAAGCAAAGGCAGAUAGAGCAAAUGAAUGGGGGACAGAUGCCAGAUUGCCAGCAGGUGGCACCGUUUCAAGGUCCAGGUAGAACUAUACCCCCUGAAUGUAGUGGUUACCCUAUGGGUGCACCCCAGCAUCCCAACCCCGCAAUGAUAUCCCACAGUGGCUCCAUACUACCCAAUCGCAUGAAUCUUCCCCCUGGAUCUUUAUCCCAGGUGGGCCACUCUGGUCCCUACAUGGGUGCAACUGGCCCCAAGCAACCAUUCUACCAUUCCUCACAAGACCUAGGAAUGCCUAUGCGCCCAAGCCAGAGCUUGAUGGGAGUGGGAGGUCCUCCAAGACAGCCUACCCACCCAGGACAUGUUGUAGCUCGACCGGUGAUUCCUGGACCAAGCUUGGGAGGGGGUCCAACUAACCACCUCCGGCAAGCUUUGCAUCAAGGCACCACUAUUCCUCCACGCAUGAUGUGUGCCUCUCAACAGCAACCACAUUCACAAACCCAGCUGUGGCAGAGCCAACAAGGGGCACACCCACACAUGGACCCUGUAAACCACCAGCACCUCUUCCCCAGUGGAGGAGCACCUCCAGGUUGUGGAGCACCUCAGUACCCACAGAGACCAGGAAUGCCAGCCAACUUUGCUGCUGCUCGACCUCCGCCAAACCAGCUAGCUCCAGGCAUGGUAAGCAGACACAUGCAAAAGAUGCCCCCUGGGCAACCUCUUCCCUCCAUGAGCCAGCAGGGCCUUCGGAUGCGGGGUCCUCUGACCACUUUGGACAUCAUGAAGCCUGGAGCUCCGGCUAUGAUGGACCCAGUUCAUGGCAUGGCACCCCCAAGCUAUCCCUCAGUGGACAAACACAGUCUGACGCAAGGCUACAGUUCUGGACAAAAUCCAGGAAGUAAACUAGCCUCCUAUGACUAUCCAGCCCAGCACCAGAGCAAUGGAAGCAUGACUGUAGGACCUCAAGGACCCGUGGGAGCUGGAGGAGGCGAGGUGGACUUCAUAGACACUUUAGUGGGUUCCAAUGAUGACUGGCUCAACAACCUUAACAUGAUUGAUGAAUACCUAGAGCAGAACUCAUAGGGAAAGUCAAAAAAUUGCUGGGCAGCUAGAAAGCCAUUGUUUGAGAAGGUACCAAACCAAGCCUGUAUAACUAUCCUAUACAAGUGAGAAUUGAAAGGUUGGAAUCAGACACUGCCAUGUGCCUGUAAUGAAGCUGGUCACUGAGAUCUGGGCUACUUUUUAACAAUUUUGCAGUCAUUGCUAGGGUCAGUAAACAGUGCCCCUGAAAGGCAUUUAUAAUAGUCAACACCUAGUAUGCUGGCUGCCCUAAAGUUCUCAUGUCAAAGAUUGCUCAAGGGUUUGCUCUCUAAAUAAUUGUGCUUUAACUGUCUUUAAGGACAGUUAAUAAUCUGCUUCCGCUGGGCUUGGACACUGUGUAAUGAGCUGAUCAGUGUUUUCACAGCAAAGCAAAUGAGGGCAUUCAUUCAUGAAAUAUAAUAACCUGGUGCAGUUCACAUGGUUGGACCACAUCAAAAAGCUUGAUGGCUUGCUUAUCACCGUGGAAAUACACCUGAUGUAGUAAUUUCUCAUCUGAGCUGUUUGGUGGUAUUUCAAAAGGGGCUUAAUUAUGUACAUGGUAAACUAUUUUGUAAAAUAUGUUUUCGUAAACUGUAACAUAUAAAAGGGAAGUAGACAUAUUUAUACUUCUUUUGUGCAAAUACAUUCUUUAGAUUUCCUUUGUAAAUAAUCAAAAUGAUAAGUAUAUGAAGAAGACGAAAACAAUGUUGUAAAAUAAAACAAUUCAAUUGAUCUUGUAAACUCUAUUGUAAUUUGUAAUAUGCAAGACAAUAUUGUUAGUUUUUGCAGUAAUACUAUGUAUUACAUUGUUGAAAUAUUCGUUAUGGUUUUGACAUAACUGGACUUCUGGUACUCCUGUGUGGCUAAAGAAAAUUUGUGAGGUCAAUUUCUGACAGUACUUGCACUACAAAAGUCCAGUGGUCCCCUAUUUGUGUCUUCUAUUCCAACACAUUUUGCACUAGACAUUGUUCUUGUCUUUGUCAUAAUCUGUAUCAUGUGGGGAUAUCUGCCUGACAAAGGGGUCACAUCAUAUAGGGAUUUUAUAUCUUUAGGUGCAAGUGUGUACACAUUACUCAUCUAUAUGUCAACAUUAGUGUAUAAAAUCUACACUAAGCCUAUUCAAGUUUUCAGCAUUUUGAAAAUACUGUACCACCAUCCAUUAUGUAAGAGAUUUGCCACAAAUACCACUUAAAACUGCAUACACUAGCCCCAAGUGUUUUGUGCCAGAGUCCUGGGUUUCCCUUUGUUCGUGGUCUUUUGGCUAAGGGCAUGAACUUUAGGCCAUUCUGAUUUGUGCUUUCUCUGUGAUUAUUCAAUUUUGUCUUGUUAUUUUUUAGAUUGAACAAUAAACUGUAUAAAUGCAAAAAAUGGGUGAUGGGUGCUUUUUCAUAUUGAUUUCAGUU